Molecule: messenger RNA, 836 nt
Organism: Candidula unifasciata
Lineage: Eukaryota; Metazoa; Mollusca; Gastropoda; Stylommatophora; Geomitridae
Source: the annotation of a GenBank genome assembly
GAAAUGUAAUGCAUGGUGCACAAAACAGAGGCAUUACCCAGUUCAGAGCCCUGUGUGAUCCCAACGGCAGCACGCCGUGUUGUUUUGAAAACAAAUGUGUAUUCAAGACCGUCGAACAAUGCAGAUGUAAGAAUUGUUUCGAUCUGAGGCAGAAAUUGCACGCAGAGUUGUCUACAUGGAUUCCGGCCGAGCCAACAUGUAAGAUUACCAUUUUUGCUGGAGAGGAGGAUUCCUGCAAGGUUAUGAAGGGUAUGACGAUUUAUUUCAUAGGAGACUCUUUUAUGUGGCAGCUAUACAUCGCCGUACUCAGUUUAUUACGAAAAAAUAAGCCGUACGGUCCAUUUAUCAACGGAACACCCGCAGAUACACUAAAGAACUGUGACAGGCAUUAUAUGCUAAUGCCUGAAUGCUCACCUUGGAUAGGUGUCAACUCAAAUGAAUGUAAUAAUACGACCCGUCUACGAGAGAUUGGAUUUUGGAAAGCUGAUCAAGUGAGCGAGAUGCUGAAAUCUGUCAAAGAGCUCCAGGACCAGCCUAACUCUAUCGUUCUACUAAGCGUUGGCCUUCACUUUCAGUUUAAUUUGCAGGUGGUUGAAAAUAAGGUUAUGAACCCCCUACUGCUGAGUCUGGCAAAUUCGUCUUGGCCAAAAGUGAUCUGGUUAUCUGCGCCAUCAGCUGGACUAAUGAAAUCUCCAGGCUACAAAUAUCAACAACAGGAAAAUGGUAUACAAUACAAUCUCAAGGCUAACGAUCUUAUGAGGAGAAAAGGCAUUCCUGUACUGGAUUUCUUCAAUAUGACUGAACCAGUGAUGAGCUUCGAUGGAACACAUCAUGGU